AACGGCUGUUUCCCAAACGGCUCCCUGUUGAGAUUGUAGUGCGCUACGAAAGGGCGUGAAGUACGUUAGCCUUAUACGCCUUUAUACAAGUGCACUCGAGGAAGGAGUUCAGGACCAAAUUGGAGAUUUGACCAAUGUUACAAAAUGUGCUUUAGACUCUAGAGUCGGAAACUCAUGGAGUAAAUAAUUUUUGUUGUUGUUGUUAAUUCACCUUAUAUAGCCAUAUAUACAAAGCGGAUACCUUGUUUAUUGUUGUUAAUUCGAAAUAAAAUUAUUUAUUUUGUUUUUGUUUGGGGAAACAAUGACGUAGGUGCGCGUGAGAGACUGAGCGAGAGCGAGUAAGGCAGUGCGGAUUAGCGCAUGCGCACUGUCCGAGCUAAAGGACAAUGAUGUGUCGAUGUUGUGUCAAGGUAUGAUAGAGUUUCUUAUUUAUUUUUUCGGCGAAUUUCGAUGAUUCUGAAUAAGCUAGCUGUUACAUGGGUCUCGGCCAUGUGACUUUUACCUCUGAACUUCUUUAUGAAGAACAUUCGGACCUCGUUCAGCUCACGUGCAGAGUUCCUGCUCGGACGCUAUCCCCAGUGUUUGACCCGGUUUGGUAUUUGCAUUGGGCUGUUUUAAUGUCUGUUUCCGCUAAACUGCGUUUACAUACUGUAAGAAGAGAAGGCUAACUGAUUUCCAAGUCUAACUGGGAUCUUAAACGUUGUCCUCUUGGUUCUAACUCGAGGAGCAGCCGCCUUCUAGGGAUUCCUUGCACAAUGUCUGAGGUUCUCAUCGCAAGGAGAAAGGAGAAAUGUGAAAAUUGCACGAAGCAGUGCAAGAAGAAACAGAGUGAUGAAGCUGGAAGUUUAGAGCAGGACAGAGAGGUUGCCAAUGGAGAGGUGAGUGGUCAACCUGUGUUGCUGAGCGCGUGUCUCACCUGCGACGGCUGUGUGUCUGAGGAAGAGAACCAUAAAAUCUCCCAACAGAGCCUGCAGGAGAUCAACCAUGUUCUUGCACUCAACAAGAAAUGUGAUUCCUUGAAGCACAAAGUCCUGGUAGUGUCUGUGUGUCCUCAGUCAUUGCCAUUCUUUGCUGUGAAAUUUCAACUGGACGUCCAGGCUGCUGCACACAAGCUCUGUGGCUUCCUAAAGAGUGUUGGAGUGAAAUAUGUGUUUGACACAACACUGGCUGCUAGCUUCAGCAUUCUGGAGAGUCAGAGGGAGUUUAUACAGCGCUAUCGACGCAGGCAUAGUGAUGUCCAUGCUAUGCCAAUGUUCACCUCUUCAUGUCCAGGAUGGAUCCGCUACGCAGAGCAUGUGCUGGGAAGUCUGGUCACGCCGCACAUCUGUACAGCGAGGUCACCUCAGCAGGUCAUGGGCUCUCUGGUCAAAGACUACUUCACCAGACAGCAGAAGCUGAGCCCAGAGCAGGUGUACCAUGUGGUGGUGGCUCCCUGCUUUGAUAAAAAGCUGGAAGCGGUGAGAGAAGAGUUUUACAACAGCUUGCUCCAGACAAGAGAUGUGGACUGUGUGCUUACAUCAGUGGAAAUUCUGCACAUGAUGGACCAGAGUAAUGUCUCUGUGGAGGACGUUGAACCUGUUCCUCUGGAUCACGUUUUUGGCGAAAUCAAUGAUGCAAGCUUGAUGAGGCACGAGGGUCGAGGCUCUGAAGGCUUUCUAGAGCACAUUUUAAAAUAUGCUGCCAAAGAGCUGUUUGGCCUGGAUGUUGAUGAGAUUGUAUACAAGACACUCAGGAACCGAGACUUCCAGGAGGUGGUGCUAGAGCGUGAUGGAGAGACUCUGCUUCAAUUUGCUGCAGUCUAUGGUUUCCGGAACAUUCAGACCCUGGUGCACCGCAUGCGGAAAGGCAAAGUGCCCUACCACCUAGUGGAGGUUCUGUCCUGUCCUGGAGGUUGUAUAAGUGGGCGUGGACAGGCAGAGGGAGAAGGAGGAAGGCCUGAUCGCGCUCUAGUCCAGCAGAUGGAGGAAGUUUAUAGCUCUCUGUUCGUCCGGCUUCCUGAGGCCAACCCUGAAGUCCAGCGUCUCUAUGAGGACUGGCUGCAGGGAGAGGACUCUCCACGUGUCCAGCAGACUCUCCACACUCACUACAACAACCACACACAGUCACCCUCAAACACCCUCGGUUCUGAUAUACAGUGGUGAUGGAGGCCAGAAAAGGGACCUGUUUUAUUUCUGUAUGUCAGAGCUGGCAAACAAAAGGAUCCAAGUAAAGAUGUGGGUGUUGCAGACUUCCUGUUAUAGGAGACGUGUGACCUCUUAGCAGCCAAUCACAGAUCUGCCUUUUUAAGUUAUGUAACUUUCAUUAAGAUCAAUGAAUUGUAAAGGAUAUCAUGAUGUCAUAUGUAUUUUACUCUUAGACUAAAAUCCUUGAGCAUAAUAAUAAUAAUAAUAAUAAAAAAAAUGAUCAUAGCUUUGGGUUACAUGGACUGUUAGUGCCUGUCAGGGGGAGUUCCUAAAAUAACAAAGUGCAAAAAGUGCUCAAAUAUUUACUGGUUAUUGGUGCCAUCACCACAUAAAUAUAUUCAUUGAAAUAAUUACCCUCACAAUUAUUAUAAUUCAAUUAUUUUUAUAAAACUAUAUGGUUUAUGAACCAUAAAAGUUUGCUUGUCCUGGAAUAUGCUAUUAUUUUAAUUUCAUCCAACAAGGAUCUACAAUACUUCUGUAUUUGAGUCAAAAAGUUUGCAUACCCUCAGAACAAAAGGAAGAAAGGACAUUUAUCACAAGUAAAAAAAAAAGGUCAGAUAGUAUAAUGCUAAUUACUUCAAAAGUUUGUAUAUCCCUUUCUGCAUGUGAUAUGGAAUAUUGAUUAAUAACCUGUAUGCCUUACUGCCAUCAACCUUUUUGUGUCCACUUCCACUAAACAGCCAUUGGAGCAUCAGCUGUAAAAUUCUUCCCCAUUCUUCUUGACACCUGUUACAACUCUGCCAGAUCAGGUCUGGAAGUAGAGAGAGUUAUUAUAAAACUUUGAAAUUGUGCUUUUGGUUCUUUUAAAACUUUGUUUUCUGUUUAUUGCUUUGUUACACAUAGGAUACAUCCACAAAUUAGUACAGUCAUGUGGGGGGAAAAAAGCACACCCCAUGGACUUUUUUUUUUUUUUUUAAACAUAUUUGGACAAACAAACAUUUGAUCAUCUUUGAAACAGCGCCUAUUAAUAAAAUUGAUGCACUUGAGCAAAACAAGUAAAAAUAGCUUUUUUAAUCAUUUAUUCAACAGAAAUAUCCAUAGAUUUAAACUAACAGUUUUAAAUCCCCCACAACAUUUCAAUGGGAUUCAAAUCCAGGCUUUGACUAGGCCAUACCAUAACCCUCCAUUUCUUCUUUUUGAGCCAGUCCUUGCUGGAGUUGCUAGUGUGCUUAGGAUCAUUAUCCUGUUGAAAGCUUCACUUUCGGUUCAACUUCAACUUUUGGACAGAUGGCCUCACAUAAUCUUCAAGCACUUUUUGAUAUGAUGCAGAAUUCAUAGUUGAAUCAAUGAAUGCAAGCUGCUGAGUCCCUGAGGCAGCGAAGCAACCUCAAUACCAUAACAUUUCCACCACUGUGCUUCACAGUGGUAUGAGGUGCUUCUCCUGAAAAGCUGUCUUUGUUCUGUGUCAAACAUGUCUGCUGUUACUGUGGCCAAACAACUCUAUCUUUGAUUCACCUGUCUGAGCACAUUAUUUCAAAAGGCCUGUUCUUUGCCUAUAUGCUCAUUGGCAGACUGUAGUAUUGCUCUAAUGUUCUUAUUUGACAGCAAAGGCUUUUUCCUGGCACGCCUCCCAUGCAGGUCAAAUUUCUCUUCUUUCUGGUUGUAACAUGGAAACAGGGACUUUGACACCAACAAUUGCAAGACUUACUAGCAGAUCCUGUGAUUAAAUCUUGGGGUUCUUGGAGACCCCGAGAACAUCAGACAUCUUGCACUUUGCAUCAGAUGGUCUGCUCUUGGGCUGAAUUUGCUGGGACGGCCAGUCCUGAGCAAAUUGGCAGUCAUUUGAAAUCUGCGCCAUUUGUAGAUUAUUUUCCUUAUGGUGGAAUGAUGUAUUUCAAAUAAUUAGGAGAUCUUUUUAUAUCCCUUGCCAGACUCCUAGACAUCCACAACCUUUUUUCUGAAGGCCUUACACAACUCUUUAGAUCUUGGCAUGAUUACACCACACACCUCAGUAACAAAGGGAACACCAGACACUAGAUAUGAGAGGUUUAAAUAAGACGGGUUCCACCUGCACCUGCUAAUUUUAUGGAUUUGAAGGUGUGAUGAAUGUAGGGGUGUACUUAUUUUUCCCAGUGACUGUUCUUUUUUUAUGUUAAUUUUAAUUGUGAAAAAUACUGCACAAUUUAAAUUUUGUCAUUUGAUGGUGUAUCACUUUUUUUUUAAUAGCCACUGUUUCAAAGAGGAUCAAAUGUUUGCUUGUCCAAAUAUAUUUAUAAAAAAAAAAAGUUCCAUGGGUUGUACUUAUGUUUUCACAUGACUGUACGUUUAGCUUUUUUACAUCAAUAAUCCAUGGGGGAUGUAAACAUUUGCACUUACCUGUGUACAAUCAUUAUUAAAUUUGUUGUUAGAGAA
Messenger RNA from Ictalurus furcatus (blue catfish), 4535 nucleotides. RefSeq names its product nuclear prelamin A recognition factor (gene narf). Gene Ontology annotation, cellular component: lamin filament. NCBI's taxonomy places the organism in Eukaryota, Metazoa, Chordata, Actinopteri, Siluriformes, Ictaluridae. Bases 756 to 2141 code for a protein of 461 amino acids. Gene Ontology annotation, molecular function: lamin binding. The record is from RefSeq and is a predicted model, not a curated record. The transcript has 12 exons.